AUGAUCCUGACGUACUACCCGACCUCCGACCUCGAGGCAGAAUUCAGCUACAUUGGCCACCACCGCUGCCGCGGAAUCUUCCACCCUGCCAUCUAUGAAGGUGGGGAGCCUACCCCAGCGGCAGAACGUUUCCAUGAGAUGUCGAAAGGCUGCAAACUCCCACUCUGGGUCCUGCACCCUGGCAUCUACACAACUUGCGGGCGACUGAGUGGCUGGCGGGUUGGAUUCUCGCAGGUUAUCGUCCCAUACAUCCUUGGCCUCAUCCAGCGCAAGCGGCAAAUGCACACACGCCUUCGUCUACCCGACGAUACCAUUACUUUCCCGUACUAUACCGGAGACGGUGAUUGCAACAAGAUCAAGACCGAAGCCGCAAAGCUGUUUUGA
Colletotrichum graminicola M1.001 is the source of this 384-nucleotide messenger RNA. RefSeq lists its product as uncharacterized. Bases 1 to 384 code for a protein of 127 amino acids. NCBI's taxonomy places the organism in Eukaryota, Fungi, Ascomycota, Sordariomycetes, Glomerellales, Glomerellaceae. The transcript has a single exon. The record is from RefSeq and is a predicted model, not a curated record.